Molecule: messenger RNA, 819 nt
Organism: Colletotrichum destructivum
Lineage: Eukaryota; Fungi; Ascomycota; Sordariomycetes; Glomerellales; Glomerellaceae
Product: Putative trafficking protein particle complex subunit 2
Exons: 2
Coding region: 190-810 (206 amino acids)
Biological process (GO): endoplasmic reticulum to Golgi vesicle-mediated transport
Cellular component (GO): cytoplasm; TRAPP complex; nucleus
Source: RefSeq, a predicted model, not a curated record
UGUAGGCACUUACCACCUACCUAUCGUUACCCCAGCUCUCUCCAAUCCCCAACAUUCGACGAAGCAAACGAUUACAUCCGACUAACCUCGAAACAACGUUCUCCUGCCGCAUCGCGUGUCCUUCUUCUGAGAGCCCGGCAAGAGACAGGCCACGCCCUGUGCGGCGGAUACAUCCACCAAGGCGCACAAAUGGCGACCGCAAUCCCUUCGAUAGCCUGCAUAGGCAUCAUCGGCCGCAACAACAACCCUCUCCACAUCCAGAUCUUCCCCUCGCACAACCCCUCCACAAACACCUUCGCGCCGAUUCGCACGCCGCUCCAGUUCUCCCUCCUCCUCUCCUCGACCCUCGACAUCUUCGAGCUCCGCCACGGCGGCGGCGGCGGCGGCAACGCCGCCUCCGGGAACGCCGCCGCCGUCGCGGGAUCCAGCGGCACGGGCCUCUCGGGCGAGGUCGGUCUCCUGCACGCCGUCGACGAGCGCCUCGCCGCCUACGGGUGGGAGACCAACACGGGGGUCAAGAUUGUCGUCGUCGUAGACAUGCGCGGACGCCGCGUCGCGGGGGGCGGGAGCGCGGCUGCCGAGGCCGCGGCCAAGGGGCGGGGCGCCGUCGGGCUGCGCGAGCAGGAGCUGCGGGUCGUCUUCCGGGCGGUGCAGAGCGCGUACGUGCGGCUGCUGCAGAACCCCUUUUAUGAGCCCGACGAGCAUUCUCCCGUGUCAGGGCGGGGCGGGCGGGUGAUCAAGAGCAAGAAGUUCGAGGGGGAGGUCAGGAGGAUCGGGGAGGCGUGGACACCCGGGGUCACGAACCUCUAGGCCGAAUUU